Anisakis simplex (herring worm) is the source of this 927-nucleotide messenger RNA. The record is from the annotation of a GenBank genome assembly. Lineage: Eukaryota; Metazoa; Nematoda; Chromadorea; Rhabditida; Anisakidae.
UGUAUUAUUAUACAUUUGCAGUUUGUAACCUUCAGGUUGAACGAAGGCUUCACGGUGUUUCUGGAGAGGAAGAUUGUGGGACGUUUAGAGGGUGAGCCGAUGCGUCAAUUUGAAGCGCAAUCGGGUUGGGAGGACUCUUUAUUGGUAGCGAUAAAAGAGCAGUUCAAUGAACAACAUCCAUAUACACGACUCGUUCAAGAUUUGAAAGGUGUUGAUCCUGAUGAUGCUUACUCUCCAAUACCAUAUGAGAAGGGUUCAGCAUUGUUGAUGUAUUUGGAACAGCAACUUGGCGAUUCGGCCGCUUUUGAGAAGUUCCUCGCCGAUUACGUAAAGAAAUUCUCCGGAAAGUCCAUAAUCACAUCGCAAUGGAAGGAGUUCCUCUACGAAAGUUUCCCAGAGAAGAAAGCGGUCUUGGACGCAGUCAAUUGGCAAAACUGGUUAUACGAUGUCGGUGUGCCACUCAGUAAACCGAAUUACGAUGGACAGCUGUUACGAGAUGCAGUUGCACUGGCUAAGCGAUGGAUCUCGGCGAACGAUUCGGAUUUGCCGAAAUUCACCGAUGCAGAUUUUAAGAAUCUCUCAUCUCCGCUCAAACUGAAGGUGUUGGAUACGAUUCGUACGGCUGACCGUCUACCAGAGAAUAAAAUCACUCGAAUCGAUCAGCUCUAUAAACUAUCGUCCACUGGUAAUUGCGAUCUGUUAAGCUCGUGGAUACAACUCGCGCUCAAAGCUCAAUGGAAACCAAUCAUUCCAGUUGCACUUAAGUUUGUGACGGAUUAUGGACGAAUCAAAUAUUUACGUCCAGUCUACAAAGGGUUAUUCCUAUGGACGGAAAGUGCUGGUCAGGCCAUAGCACAGUUCCAGAAGAACGCACCAUCAAUGCAUCCAAUCAGUGUAUCAGUCGUAUCGAAACUUAUCCCGAAAUAG